UAAAUCCCAUCAAAAUUGAUGUAAAAUAAGAACACUACAAAAAGGGUGGCCUGGAUUGUGUGGCCUGAAAUGUGUGGCCUGCAGCUGGAUAUAUUUAGAAGACAGGAAGUUAAGCAAACAUUGGAUUCGGACAUGCCGAUGCCUCUCAGCAUUGAAAUGCUGAGUGGACGUUCUUAACAAGAUCACACAACCACUCAUAGGUAAACAUUACAUGAAAGGCUUCCUGUGGAGAGUGCGACUUUUGUUUUCUGAUGACAGAGGUGAUGCAUUUCUCUAAAACAAAAGUGAAAGUUUUUCAGACCAGAAACGUAUUCUGAUGUAGAAGCUGCAGAAGAUAAGGAGAGAUGGCUAACUGUGCUGAUGUUUCAAACAUCAGUAUCUCAGCGAAGGAUGGCAGCAAUAUUUCAGCACCAGUCUUAUCAAACUUAAAGGUUAAAGGAAGCAUAAACAUUACAAACUAUUUUACAGAUAAUGUUGAAUCUGCAACUGAAACCACAGAUACAGUCUCAUUGAUCACUGAAUACAAGAAGUCAAUACUGGCCGAGUAUGCUUAUUUGACAGAACACACCUCUCGUGCGGGUGAACAGGUGCUCCUUAAUGACCGUUACUGUGACCCAAUGAUUGUUCACAAACACAGAGAAAGGGAGGAGAAAGAGCAGGAGAUGCGUUCAAGAGGAGAUAAGUUCUUCAUCUCCAGAUCUAACCAAAGAAACAAAAACAUCAGCCUCAAUCAACUUUUCAGUCCGGAGAGCGAGGCUAAGAAAGAUGUGCCGAGAGCUGUAAUUCUCCAAGGAGACUCUGGAAGUGGGAAAUCCAUCACCGCACUUAAGAUCCUUCUGGAUUGGGCUUCUGGAGAGCUUUACGUUGAACUCUUUGAUGUUGUGUUUUAUCUGAGGUGUCAGGAGCUCAGUGGUCUUUCGGGUGAGAUGAGUCUGGUGGAAGUUUUGGACUGCAGCUUAACUCAAAAUGAGAUUACUCAGAUCCUAAAGGACAAAUCACAGAAAACCUUGUUCAUUGUCGAUGGCUUUGAUGAACUCGUUAUGUCCUCAACCAAUAAGUCCUUGCCACCAAAACCAAAUAUCAAAGCCCAUCCAACAACCAUUCUCUGUUCUCUUCUGAAAGGACGAAUGAUGAGAGAUUCUUUCCUGCUGGUCACCACAAGGUCAGCAGCUGUAGAUAAACUGGAAGCCGUUCUUAAAAAGCCACAAAGCUUCAUGGAUAUCUUAGGUUUCUCAGAGAAAGGAGUAAUGGAAUACUUCGAAAAGUUCUUCGACGACGAAGAAUUUUCUAAACAAGUAUACGAGCAGGUCAGGGUGCACGAAAUGCUCCACACCGUUUGCUUCGUUCCGGUCUUCUGCUGGAUCAUCUGCACAAUUUUCAAGAAAAAGGGAAAAGAUGCCAUUGCCACCAGUGAGCUGACCACCACCACCUCCAUUUUUGUUGACUUCACGGUAACGAUGUUGAAGCAUCAUAGUAGUUUAAGUCAGGAGGAACAGUUCAACCUACUUAAGAGUCUGGGCCAGCUGGCGGAGAGUGGGACGCCAAAACGUCAAAUACUUUUUCGCAAGAGCAGUCUUCCGAAGGAAAUCUCAGGUAUUCCCAACGUUCCCUUUCUCUGCACGUUUCGUCAACAGGAGAGAAUGUUUCUAAAAGAGAUGGUCGGUUUUAUGCACCUCAGCUUCCAGGAAUUCUUCACCGCUCUCUCGUAUUUGUUAACGGACAAGUCGGAGGUGAAAAUUAAAGUCAAGGAGCUGCUUGAACUGGCAGGCAAUAGGAGGCACAACGACCAUCUCUUUCCUGUAAUCCGCUUCCUUUUUGGUCUCUCUAACAAAAAGAUUAGUCGUCUGUUUGUGGGGGAACAGCAGCGGUCUGCAUCUUCUGUCAUUCGUGCGCAGCUGGAGAAAUGGAUAGGCAGAGUUUUAGUGAAGAACACCAUGAACACCUUUUACAUGAGUGAUUUCAUUCUUCAUUGUCUUUAUGAGCUUCACGAUAAGGACAUUUUAAAGAAUGUUAUGAGGCUCUGGGAAAAGUCAGGCAUUCACAUACACUGGACUCUGAAGAGUAUUGACUGUCAGGUCAUAAUUUUUUGUCUUCAGUACAGUAAACAGAUUAGCAGAUUGGAGCUAAGGUGCAAUGCAGAACAUCUUAAAGCGCUUCAUUCUGCCAUCAGCAGGUGUUACACACUGUGGUUGGAAUUUGAAUCCAUGUCAGACACUGAUGUUGACGUCUUGAUUUCAGGUCUAGGGAGGAAGAAGGAAGUUGGCUAUCUGAAGAUGCAGGAUGGAGAUUUAUCAGAUGAAAGUGUGCAGAAGAUCUUGAAGUCCAUUCGUGGUCAGCAGUCAGUGGGUGACAUUCGCCUCUCCGUGAGGACCAUCAGCUAUGACAAUGCAGAUCUAAUCAUGAACUUCCUCAUUAAAGAGAUGAUGGGGAAAGAGUUCAGCAUUUGCAUUGCCAGUCAAGCAGAGACAAGAGAAGAGAGUCUGUGCUCGGAGUUCGAAGUUAAGACCCAAAAAAAUUAUUGCUGGUUGACUGUCGGGCACUCGGAAGAGAAUGAGGAUGAAAUCUUAAAACAACCUGGUGUUGGUUAUUAUCAGGCCUUUUCAAAAAUAUCCUUUGCGAUCUCUACUACGUCUGAAAUAUCUACAGUUGAUUGGAGAGAUUUCCUCAAGAUAUCCAAUAACCUCAGAUGCUUCUCAAAUGUUAAAGAUGCAGAGUUUGGUGAAAACCUGGAUUUACUUUUAUCAUUCCUGAAUUCAGUUCCUGGUUUAACUGAGGUUGAUAUACAUGCCACAUACCUGACAGAGAUUUGGACCUCAAGAAUUCUUUCCUACCUUCAUGUCAAUCCUAAGAUUUCUUGCGUAAUGUUUAAUGUAAAAUUCGUCUUGAUGAGUGAUGUUGAAAGAGUCUGUUCAACGUUUUCCGUCUCUAGAAAGCCAUUUGUGCCAUAUAAGAUGCAUGACAGUGAGGAAGAUAAUCCAUCAUUGAUCCUCUCAGUGGACAGAUGGGCUUAUGAUGCUGUACGCUGUAGCAGUGGAAAGCCGAUUCAGUCGCACCCUCAUGACACACCAGCUCUUGUGAAACUCAACCUCAGUGUUCCUCCUCUGGAAGGAUCUUGUUUCACUUGGGAGAAACUUUUCCAGGAGACCUACAAGCUUAUUCAGUUGAUAGAAAUACCCCCAGAUCUGGAGAAGCGUGUUGAUUCUCUGUUGGUGGUUUUGGAUUCGGUUCCUGGUCUUAAGAAAAUACAACUGUGGCUAAACUACAUGAAUGAGAUUUGGGCCGCUGGUCUCUUCUCUCUCUUUAUGUCUCGCUCGAGUUUACUUCACUUAGAGUUGAAAACCAGUUUGACUAUUGGUGUGGAGAGUCUGGGAAUGAUAAGACACGAUGGAAUAAAGUUGUCUGUGGGAUGUAAUCAUGUGAAUUAUAUAGAUGACAUUGACAUCAGUUUCAUUGAACCUCCAGUACACAAAAUGCUUCCCUGCAUCGCCUUAAUGUUACCAGAUAAAUCUGAGAGCAGAAACGCAGACUGGAAAAAAUUCUUUCAUGCCUACAAUCAGCUGAAAGUCUUGACUGAAAAUUGUCCAGAGUAUGAUGAACGUGUUAAUGACCUCCUCUCUGCCCUGCACUCUGUGUCUGGUCUGAAGUUUCUGGAACUUGUAGUGAAAUUCAUGACUGUAGAUGGAGCAUCUCGAGUCCUGGAUCUCAUUCACACUAACCCCAGUGUGCAGAUAAUAAAUUUCUUGGCUAUUAGGCUUCCAGAAACGACCGAGACAGACUUCAGUGAGAAAUGCGGUAAUACAAUCUUCAGGAAAAGUAAGAGUGAAGAGGACAGUGAUGAGGACAGAUACAAUGGUUUUGGGUUUCGGACUGCAGGACAGGUGGAGGAUAGUGAUGAUGAAGUGAGCUUGUGUUCAUCUCUCAGUGACAGCAGCAAUGAAAGCAGCGAUUGUGAUGAAUUGGACGACACAAACCGUUUCUGUUCAUCUGAGAUCCUCUGCACAAAGAUCCAGGUGCACAAAAUGAGCAGUGGAAGUGACAGUGCAAGUAAAUGGAGGAUCAUUUUAAAAUGCACUUCUUCCAGUCCAGAUACACAGUCGCCUCUCACAUCCAUAACCCUCACCCUGUUUGAAACCUCAGGAAAACCCAGCACGGACUGGAGAGACUUCCUAUGGGCGUAUAACCAAUGCAAAGGGAUAUCUACAAUGAGCUCGCUGUUUAAUGAGCGUGUAGAUGAACUGCUGCUCUCACUGUAUUCAGUUUCGGGUUUGAUUGAGUUGAAUUUAUCCACUGACACUCUGACUGAAAACUGGGCUCCAAAGAUCCUCUCCAUGUGUUACACAUACUUAAAUCUUCAAAACAUCUCUUUGCAGGUUGAGUAUAACAGGAGAGAGAGCGACCUCAAUGUUUGUUCCUCUAUCAACAUCACCAAAAACAUCACAGACUCCAUGGUCACUAUUGACAUUUCGUCAGCACACAAAAAGACCAGAACGAUACCAUCAUUCAUUUCAUUUACAUCACCAUGUUCAACGAUUCUCAAACUAGAUGGACAUGAACUCCUUCAAACCCUGGACUUACUUAAAGGUUUAAAGGCGAACGGUGAAGAGCAUGAAGAGUAUGUGGAUGAUUUGAUGGGAAUCUUGUUCUCUGUUCCUGAUCUCCAGAAGGUCGCAGUGUACAUUGGCAAUCUAACAGAGAAGUGGGUGAAAAGGAUUUUGUCAUUUGCUGAAGGUUGUCCAGGUCUUCAGGAGAUCAGAUGUAACUGUAUAGAAGAUGCUGGUUUGGUGUUGGAAGAGCAUGCAGCACUUCUGCAGAACUCUCAAAUGGAUUCAGACUGCAUGAUAAUGAUUACAGGAAAAUCAUCCUGCAGUGAGAAAGUGGAACUCACCUUCUGUAAGAACUCGCUCUCAACAAAUGUGCUGAAAGAUGAAAGUGAAUCUGAUGGAGACAUUGAAUGUGAUGAAUUUGACUUGGAGUAAGAAACAGCCUGAUUUUAAAGAUUUAGGAUGAUUUUGGAAGAAGAAAAAUCUAAAAUUGAAACAAAUACUUAGUUUAAAUAAGCACACAAAUUGUUAAUGUGAUGACACCACUGGGUGGCGGCAGAAAGCUCAGUCCCAGGAGUUACAUAACACAAAAAAACUGCACAUGCACCCAGAUUCAGUGAUUUAGUAUUGAUAGCUUAAGCUGAUACAGUUCUAGUAUUAUAUAUUUACAGAGUCAUGUGUGUCGUACAAAAAAAGAAUAACAUGAACACAAAGAGUUGUAAAGUGAUAAGUACAUGUGAUUAGGCCCAAGUGUGUGAACACAUUUCAACAUGUCCUCAUGCUGGUCAUCGUUUCAAGGGCCAGUCCUGAACCUACUGAUAAAACUAUGACGUGAAAUGCAAAAAUCAUGAUGAAAAUGUUGUAGAUCAAAUAUAUUUCUGUUA
Messenger RNA from Paramisgurnus dabryanus, 5425 nucleotides. RefSeq lists its product as uncharacterized. Lineage: Eukaryota; Metazoa; Chordata; Actinopteri; Cypriniformes; Cobitidae. Gene Ontology annotation, cellular component: cytoplasm. The record is from RefSeq and is a predicted model, not a curated record.